Pezoporus occidentalis (night parrot) is the source of this 3387-nucleotide messenger RNA. RefSeq names its product phosphatidylinositol-4-phosphate 5-kinase type 1 beta (gene PIP5K1B). Lineage: Eukaryota; Metazoa; Chordata; Aves; Psittaciformes; Psittacidae. The transcript is spliced from 17 exons. Bases 855 to 2675 code for a protein of 606 amino acids. The record is from RefSeq and is a predicted model, not a curated record. Gene Ontology annotation, cellular component: plasma membrane. Gene Ontology annotation, biological process: phosphatidylinositol phosphate biosynthetic process. Gene Ontology annotation, molecular function: 1-phosphatidylinositol-4-phosphate 5-kinase activity.
UGACAGAGUUACAAGUAUAGAUUGAUAUGAAUUAAUACAGAAUGUGUGAGUAUAGGUAAGCUAAAUAAACUACACUCAGUUUUAAAAGCUACCAGAACUGAGUUGUUGCCUUUAAGUAGGAAUUUGAUAUGUAGAAUAAUGCUAAUGCACAUCCAAGUAAAGGAAUUAACUGAUUAAGAUACAUUAAUUGCAUGAAAGCUACAAAGAAGACUAGCUGGCUGCAGUAGAAAUAUACUGUUAUGUAACAUUAGAAGGGGCUUUUGAAAGGAAAAGUGUUCUCAGAAAAUCAAAAAUCCAGGUUUCUAUUUGUUGGGGGUUAGGGAGUGUUGCUUGGGUUUUGGGUUUUUGUCUCGCGUGCAAUUAAUAGUCUGCUUCUCUGAAGAGGAGGAAAAUACUGUUCUGACGCCUUUUCUGACUAGGUUUCGUAGUGGUGUUACAUAUACCUUUCAGAUUACAGGAGAAUUAAAUUCAGUGAAUGAGGCCUAGGAAUAUUUCUUUCUAAUCAAUUUUUAGUUAUAUAUAAGAUGCUAUUUGUAGUGAUUAAAGGCAAAUCAGAUUUUUUCCUUCCAGUGUGGUUGAGAAAUUAAUUUUAAGAAUAGCUCUACUGAUGUGGCUUAAAACAGAUGAAGAAGAUAGGAGGGAGAGCUAAUUCCAAAUAGGUCUGGAAAACAUUACCACCACCAGUGAAUGGGUUGAUCUUAAAUCUCAGCUCCAGAUGACUUGUCCUACUGUUUGUAAGGGAGAUACAGUGUGUCAAUACAGCCAAAGGCCUUGGACCUCUGAGACUUGCCACUGAAAAUCUGGCUCACAAGCUUCAUAGUUUUGCUCAUCAUUGUACUUUUCAAGAUCAUCUCAUGCAGUCUGCUGAGGAGCAAGAUUUCACUAUGUCAUCUGUUACUGAAAAUGGAGAUGUUACUGCUGGAAAGCCAAAUGAGGAGAAAACAUACAAAAAGACUGCAUCCUCAGCUAUUAAAGGUGCUAUCCAGCUGGGAAUAGGAUACACAGUGGGAAACCUUACAUCAAAACCAGACAGAGAUGUUCUUAUGCAAGACUUCUAUGUAGUAGAAAGUGUCUUUCUACCAAGUGAAGGGAGCAAUCUCACCCCUGCUCAUCAUUACCCUGACUUCAGAUUUAAGACGUAUGCACCUCUUGCCUUCCGCUAUUUCAGAGAACUUUUUGGUAUCAAGCCUGGUGAUUACUUGUACUCCCUCUGCAGUGAGCCUUUAAUUGAAUUAUCCAACCCAGGUGCCAGUGGGUCCUUAUUUUUUGUAACUAGCGAUGACGAGUUCAUCAUCAAAACAGUUCAACACAAAGAGGCUGAGUUUCUUCAGAAGCUCUUGCCAGGUUAUUAUAUGAAUCUGAACCAGAAUCCAAGGACUCUUCUACCCAAGUUUUAUGGGCUGUACUGUGUUCAGUCUGGAGGCAUUAAUAUUAGAAUCGUUGUAAUGAACAACGUUUUGCCACGAGCCUUGAAAAUGCAUUUCACGUAUGACUUGAAAGGCUCCACAUACAAACGGAGAGCAUCAAGAAAAGAGAGGGAGAAGUCCAACCCUACAUUCAAAGACUUGGAUUUCUUGCAAGAUAUGCAUGAAGGGUUGUAUUUUGACUCUGAAACACACAGUGCACUAAUGAAAACACUACAGCGGGAUUGUCGAGUUCUAGAAAGUUUUAAGAUCAUGGAUUACAGUCUGCUACUGGGAAUCCACAUACUGAACAGUAACAUGAAGGAAAAAGAGGGAGAGAGUUCCCAGAGUGCAUCGGAUGCAAAGCGGCCCGGGGGGCAGAAAGUUCUCUAUUCCACAGCCAUGGAGUCUAUACAGGGCCCUGGAAAGACGGGAGACUCUUUCACCACAGGGACAACAAACACAAUGGGAGGUAUUCCAGCUAAAAGCCAUAAAGAAGAAAAGCUGCUUCUAUUUAUGGGCAUUAUAGAUAUUCUCCAGUCUUACAGAUUAAUGAAGAAGCUGGAACAUUCAUGGAAAGCUCUUGUUUAUGAUGGGGAUACUGUUUCAGUUCACAGACCAAGCUUUUAUGCAGACAGAUUUUUAAAGUUUAUGAGUACAAGAGUUUUUAAGAAAGUUCAAGGGUGCAGUCCUUCAGGAAUAGACUGCUCCAGUGUGGGUCUCCCAUGCGAACACAAGUCCUGCAGCAAACCUGCUACAGCGUUGGCUCCUCUCUCCACAGAGCCACAGGUUGUGCCAGGAGCUUGCUCCAGAAUGGACUAUCCACAGGGUCACAGCCUUCUUCAGGCUUUAAAGUCUUCACCUUCAAAGAAGCGGUGCAAUUCCAUCAUGGCUCUGAAGGCAACAUCACAAGAAAUAGUGUGUGCAGUUAGCCAGGAGUGGAAGGAUGAAAAGCAUGGCAUUCUUGCUGAAGGACAAAGCUAUGCCAGCCUUGAUGAAGAAGUACUAGGUUCGCACCGCCGGCCAGAUCUGGUGCCAAGCGCUCAAUCUCUGUUUGAAGCGACUUCCCUGGCAACCACAAUUUCUUCUUCUUCCUUGAACGUAGAUGAGCAUUGUCAACAUGAUCAACCUAUGCUCCAUUGUAGCAGUAAGGGCUCUUUGCCUUCGAGUUCAACGUUCACUUUAGAAGACAGUGCCAUCUGUUUGACUUCAGAACAGAGCACACUGGAAACGGAAAAUGAUAAUGCUUCAGUUCUGGAUGUCUACUUAUAACAAAGAAUACACAGAGAGUACCAAGGUUAAUGAAGAGCACUUUCUGCACUCCUAAUUUAAGAAGGAGGAAUUUUCUGAGCCUAACAGAUGAAGAGUAAUAGUCAACUGGAUUUAUUCUAAGUGUCAGGAUCUCUGAAAGGAUUGAUUGACUUGGCAAAAAUGACUUGAAACAUUCCACUCUGCUAUCAUCUGCUGUUGCUUGCUGAACUGUGAAGAACUCUGUAUUCAGGCUGCUUUCUACUAUAUUGCCAAUCACCUUUUAUGGACUUGGAAGUGAUAUUUUUCUUAUCAGCUCUCUAGUGGUUUUAUUUGCAUGCAUUCUGUAACUAUGCACAAGCAAAAUCUAUUGUCUGCUUUACCUAUUUAAGAAUAAGCACAGUGAUUAAUAAAAUUAAUUUAAUUAGUUUUGAUCCUUCAGUUCUAAUCACCUAGGUCCACAUUAAUGGAAAUUGGAAUUGAUGUCAUACAAGGGUUAGGGUAAAUCUCCACACAUACUAUAUGAAAUGAGUCUCUAAAGAUACUUUCACUGCUGGUGAAAAGGAGGGAAAAAAAAGUUAUUUAUAAAAAGGCCUUAUGUUGUGUAUAUAUUGUCUUUGAAGUAUUUUUGAUUUUAGUUUAUUUCUUGUAAAAGAGAAAUUAUAUAAUUUAUUUAGCAAAUACUACUGUAAACUAUAGUUUUACUGAUGAAUAAAAUAUUUUGUUCUCAAAACUA